AUGGAAAUGAAGAACGUAAGUGGGAUUUUGUUGAUUUUUGUUUCACUGCAAGUGAUAUGGUGUGAAGGGUGUUGGGAGGAAGAGAGAGAAGCUCUUUUGGGUCUAAAUUCCCGUUUUGGCUUGCCUUUGUCUUGGCAGUGGGAGGGCACAGAUUGUUGUGAAUGGGAAGGAGUGGAGUGCAACUCCUCCACAGGGAGAGUGACCAAACUCGACAUUUAUGAACUGUGGAAUGAUGGGAUCACUUUAUUAGAUUGGCACAUAAAUUACUCGGAUUUUAUUGUCUUCAAAGAUUUGAAGAGUCUCAACUUGAGCAACAGCUAUGGGGUGGUUGAUUGUGCAGACAAUGAAGGGUUGGAAAAUCUGGAAGUCCUUGACUUGAGUUUCAAUGAUAUGGAUAAUGUCAACGACCUUCUAAUUUGCUUGAAUGGCUUUCCAUCUCUCAAGUCUCUAUAUUUAUCAUACAACAGGUUCGACGCAACAUUCAUCGGUGAGGUUUUUGAAACUCUGUCAUCGAAGUUGUUUAGAUUGGAGGUACUUGACAUAAGUUACAACUCUUUGACUAAUGACAUCUUGCCAUCUCUCGGGGGAUUCACAUCUCUGAAGGAACUGUAUUUGUCUGGAACUGGAUUGGACUCAGAUUUUCAUAUCCCAGAUUUAUGCUCGAUGCUGAAGAAUCUUGAGGUUUUUGACUUGUCCGACAACACCUUCAAUGACAGUGACAUUGCAUCUGCUCUUAGUGGACUUUCAUCUCUCAAGACUUUAAAUUUAGGAAGUAGUGAAUUGACCCCAAGAUCAAUCUUUAAUAUAUCAAAGAUACGGUCUCUGGAGAUUCUUGACUUAGAGAAGAACCAGUUGAAUGAGAGUGUCCUGUGGCGUUUAGGAUUAUUGGCUUUAACCAGUUUGGAGACUCUUGAUCUAAGUUAUAACAGCAUUAACAGUUUUGUUGUCCAUCAAGGCUCAAAAGUUCUAAGCAAAUUGGAUGUCCUUACCUUAGAUCACAAUAUGAUAAACGGAAGCCAACUGAGGGAAUCAUUACGAGCUUUCGCAUCUAUUAGGGUGCUUUCUAUGAGUCAUAAUGAAUUUAUAGGAACAAUUACUGCAGGAGAUUUUCGUGAUUUAAGUAACCUGGAACACUUGGCACUGGACUCUAAUUAUGACCUUGAAAAUGAGUUUUUCAGAAGUAUUGGGGAAUUGACCUCUUUGAAAGUUUUGUCGGUUUUGGGAUGUGAAAUAAAUGGCACCCUUCCUCCUGCUGAUUGGUUUAAACUGAAGAAUCUCGAAGAGUUAGAUCUGAGCUAUAAUAAAUUUGAUGGACCGCUUCCCACAUCUUUUGGUAACAUGACAUCUCUUCGGAUGUUGGAACUUUCUCAAAAUCACUUCAUUGGACAGUUUGAUUCUAAAAUUGCUAGCCUUACAUCACUUGAACAUUUUGGCUUCCAAGGAAAUCAAUUUGAGGUCCCCAUGUCUUUUGCACCAUUUGUCAAUCAUUCAAACCUGAAGUUCAUAUAUGGUGAAGGCAACAAAGUCAUAUUGGACUUACAACCUAGUCUGCAAACUUGGAUUCCUAAAUUUCAAUUACAAGUACUGAGUUUGCCUUCAAUGACUGAGACUAAUUCUCUUCCGCUUCCCAGGUUUCUUCUUCAUCAAAACAGCUUGACUAGCUUAGACUUAAGUAGUUGUAGGUUGGAAGGAGAGUUUCCUCACUGGUUGUUUCAAAACAACACAAAGUUGACUCAGCUUGUCGUUAGAAAUUGCUCUUUCACAAGUGUUUUCCAGCUACCAUUGCAUCCCCUUCCUCACAUGAGGAGAAUUGAUGUGUCUGACAAUAACAUUAUUGGCCAAAUCCCCAGUAACAAUAUCAGUUCAGUUUUACCUAAUUUGCAAUUUCUAAACUUGUCUGGAAACCACAUUCAAGGUUCAAUCUCUCCUGAGUUUGCGCAAAUGAACUUAUUGGAUACAUUGGAUCUCUCGGAAAAUCGUUUAUCAGGAGAAAUUCCGAAGAACAUAUCCGGGGACAGGUCUCUGCUCAAAUACUUGAAACUUUCACACAAUAAGCUAUAUGGACAGAUAUUUCCAACUUUGAAAUCCUUGGAGCAGCUGUAUUUAGAUGACAAUAGCUUUUAUGGUAGUAUACCAAGUAGCUUUUUAAACUCAUCUCUCGAACACUUGGAUCUAAGCAAUAAUAAUUUAGUGGGGAAGCUACCAAGUGUGGUAGGAAAUUUGUCAUACUUGCUAACGCUUUCAUUGUCCAACAAUCAUCUUGAAGGAUCUAUUCCUACAAGGCUUGUGGAGCUUGGAAAUCUAGCAUAUCUAGAUAUAUCAAACAAUAAUUUGACAGGUUCUGUGCCAUCUUUUGUCAAUUCUUCAGUGAAUUACAUCUAUUUGAGCAACAACAGGUUAAGUGGUUUAUCCAAAAGAAUGUUCAGUAAAAGGUCUUUCUUAAUGAUGCUCGACCUUAGCUACAAUGAAAUAACCAACAGCAUUCAAGAUAUGAUACAAGACCUUUCUGAUACAAGGUUGAACAUACUCAUUUUGAAAGGUAACCGCUUUACAGGGCAUCUACCAAAGCAGUUAUGCCAAUUGGUAGGCUUAAGUAUACUAGACCUUUCUUAUAACAAUUUUGUUGGUUCAAUACCCAAUUGCUUGGGCAAAAUGUCUUUUGAGAGUACUGACCCUGCCUCAUCAAAGGCUGCAUUUAAUGGCUUUCUUCGUGGAGAGAAUAGCAAUGCAGGAGUUUUAAUACCAAAUAUACACGCGAAAGCAAACUUCACUACGAAGAAAAUAUCCUACACAUAUUCAGGGAGCAUCCUUGCUUAUAUGUCUGGAAUUGAUUUAUCCACAAAUAAACUAAAUGGGAGUAUUCCAUUUGAGCUUGGAAACUUGACAAGAAUUCGUGCAUUGAACUUGUCUCACAAUGAUUUGAUUGGACAAAUUCCAGCUACAUUCUCCAAAUUAUCAGAAAUAGAGAGUUUAGAUCUUUCUUUUAACAUGUUGAGUGGCCAAAUUCCUCCUCAGCUAAACGAGUUGAACUCUCUUGCUGUAUUUAGCGUUGCACACAACAACUUAUCUGGUGAAACACCCGAACGAAAAGGCCAGUUUAUUACCUUCGAUGAAAGCAGCUAUGAAGGCAAUUCUCUUCUUUGUGGACCUCCAUUGCUAAAAAGUUGUUAUCCUCAAGCACAAUCACCUACCAUUUUUCCAAACGAAGACAAUGACAGUUCAGUGGACAUGAAUGUGUUUUGUGUAAGUUUUUUAGUGUCAUACGCAUCGGUAUUGCUGGUAAUAGUUGUGACUCUCUACAUUAAUCCUUAUUGGAGGCGAGCAUGGUUUCACUGUAUGGAGUUCAUCCUCUUAAAUUCUUAUUACUUUAUGGAGGAUUGUAGGAGGAGGUUUUCAAAUUCUAGAAAUAUGUAA
Messenger RNA from Sphenostylis stenocarpa, 3414 nucleotides. The record is from the annotation of a GenBank genome assembly. Lineage: Eukaryota; Viridiplantae; Streptophyta; Magnoliopsida; Fabales; Fabaceae.